Messenger RNA from Herpailurus yagouaroundi (jaguarundi), 11770 nucleotides. It is a transcript of the gene DNAH17, whose product is annotated as dynein axonemal heavy chain 17. Lineage: Eukaryota; Metazoa; Chordata; Mammalia; Carnivora; Felidae. The coding region runs from base 314 to 11512 and encodes 3732 amino acids. The transcript is spliced from 67 exons. Gene Ontology annotation, cellular component: dynein complex. Gene Ontology annotation, molecular function: dynein intermediate chain binding; dynein light intermediate chain binding; minus-end-directed microtubule motor activity. Gene Ontology annotation, biological process: microtubule-based movement. The record is from RefSeq and is a predicted model, not a curated record.
GGCCAUUUGUUGCACCACUGCUGGUCCCUCAGGUCCCCAGGGAGAAAGUUCUAGAAGUCCCAGCUGCUGAGGAGACCUGCAGAAGUUCCGUGGCAGUUGGAGCCCCUCAAGGGAAGGGAGCCAUUUCCUUUCUGGUCCAGGAAAGCGCCGCUGGCCGGUUCACCCUGCCUCCGCCUGGCACGAGCAUUUGCUCAGCUGAACAGAGGUUUCCAGUGGCUCCAGAGACCGGGGGACGCCAGGUGUCCCGGUAAACAGAGCUGCGUCGGCGUCUCUGCGUGCCAGAGGGACGACCGCGGUCUAAGGAAGCGUCACGAUGACCAUCACCCCGGACGUCAGGUUAGAGUAUUUAGAGGGAGUCGCCGCCCUCAUUCUGAAGUUCAAGCCCGACAAGUGGAGCAAGAUGGUGGGAGCCGAGGAGAACCUGGCCUUGUUCGCCGAGUUCUUUGAGAAGCCGGACGUGCUGGUUCUGGUUCUGACGCUCAGUCCGGCCGGCAUGAUCGUGCCCUGCCUGGGCUUCCCCGCCUCCCUCAAGUCCAAAGGCGUUUACUUCAUCAAGAAGAAACCGGGGAACGUCAAGAAGGAUACCUACAAAGACCAGCUCAUCUACGGGGACAUAAGCCCCACCCCUGUGGAGCACCUGAUCGCUGUUGUGGAGGAGGUGCUCUGCUCUCUGUUAAACCAAAGCGAAAACUUGAGCGGAUGGCCCCGGGUGGUCUCGGAGGACAUUGUCAGGCAGGUCCACAAGCUGAAGAACGAGAUGUUUGUGAUGGGGGGCAAGAUCAGAGGGACGACGCUGCUGCCCGUCCCGGAGCACCUGGGGAGUCUGGACGGCACUCUGGAGUCCGUGGAGAGGCAGGUCCUCCACACAACCUCUGACACACGCCUUGUGUGGCCCCGAUCAGGAUGGCACAAGGAGCCCACCUUGGACAUGUUUGAGUUCUGGGAUGCCCGGCUGAUGAACCUCAAGUGCAUCCACGAGCAGCUGAACAGGCCCAAAGUGAACAAAAUAGUCGAGAUCCUGGAAAAAGCCAGAAGCUGCUACUGGCCGGCCCUGCAAAGCGUGUACAUGAACGUCACCGAAGGGCUGAAGGAGGCCAAUGACGUUGUUCUGUAUCUGAAGCCUCUGCGGAUCCUUCUGGAAGAGAUGGAGCAGACCGACUUCACGGUGCUCCCCACCGUCAUCGCCAAGGUGCUGUUCACGACCGGCUUCAUCUGGGCCACCUCCGAGCACGACGACAAGCCCUCCCGGAUCAUCAUCAUCCUGCAGGAGUUCUGCAACCUGAUCAUCGAGAUGACGCGCAAUUUCCUGAGCCCGGACCUGGUGCUGAAGGGCCUGCAGGGCGAAACAGAGGAGGUUCUGAGCGGCAUCUCUCUGUCCGUGGGCGUCCUGAAGGAUCUCUACCACACCUACGACUUCUGCUGUGCGAACAUGAGGCUUUUCUUUAAGGACAAGGAGCCGGUGCCUUGGGAGUUCCCUUCGUCCCUGGCGUUUUCCAGAAUGAAUGCCUUCUUCCGUCGCAUCCAGACCAUUGAGGAUCUUUAUAAAACAGCCAUCGAGUUCCUGAAGUUGGAGAAAAUCGAGCUGGGGGGAGUGAGAGGGAACAUCCUUGGAAGCAUGGUCACCCAGAUUUACGAUGAGGUCUUUGAGCUGGUGAAGGUCUUUGCCGAGUGCAAAUAUGACCCCUUGGACCCCGGAGAUUCGAGUUUUGACGACGAUUAUGCCGGUUUUGAGACCAAAAUUCAAGAUCUGGAUAGGCGGCUGGCCACCAUCUUCUGCCAGGGCUUUGAUGACUGCAGCUCCAUUGAGUCAUGCGCAAAGCUCCUGUACAUGUGUGGGGGCCUCCUGGAGCGGCCUCUCAUUCUUGCUGAGGUGGUGCCCAGGUACUCGGUCAUGCUGGAGCUGUUUGACGCCGAGCUGGACAACACCAAGACCUUGUACGACGCCCAGCUCGCAGCCUCCGCAGACGGGAACAUCCCCCCGCUCCACAAGAACAUGCCCCCUGUGGCCGGGCAGCUGAAGUGGAGCCUGGAGCUGCAGGAGAGGUUGGAGGCACCCAUGAGGGACCUGAAGCACAUAGACCACCCGGUCAUGUCCAGCACGGAGGCCAAGCUGAUCUACCAGAAGUACGACGAGAUGAUGGGGCUGCUAAGAAACUACCGCGAGAGGACCUACCGGCAGUGGGUGGCCGGCGUGGACCAGGAUUGCCACUUCAACCUGGGGCAGCCCCUGAUACGGCGGGACCCCGUCACCAACCUCAUCCGAGUCAACUUCAGCAAAGCGUUGGUGGCAGUUCUGAGAGAGGUCAAGUACCUGGGUUUCCAGCAGCAAAAAGAGAUCCCAAGCAGUGCCGAGGAUCUGUUCUCACAGCAUGAGACCUUCCGGAAGUUUGUGGGCAACUUGGAACUCAUCGUUGGCUGGUACAACAAGAUACAGACCACCGUGAUGGAUGUAGAAUUUCCACUAAUAAAGUCAGAACUGGAAGCAAUCGAUGUCAAGUUAUUGACUGCUGAAACAACGCUGUUCUGGAAUGGGGAAGGUGUGUUAGAGUAUAUCCAAGACUUGCGAGAAAUUCUACAUAACUUGCAGAACAGGAUGCAAAAAGCCAAGCAAAAUAUAGAUGGAAUUUCUCAGGCCAUGAAGGACUGGUCCGCCAACCCGAUGUUUGAGAGAAAGGACAAUAAGAAGGAGGCCCUGUUGGACUUGGACGGAAGGAUGGUCAAUCUCAACAAGCGCUACACUGCGGUCAAGGACGCCGGUGUAAAGAUUCAAGCCAUGGUCAUGGAAAAUGCUGAGCUGUUCAGAGCAGAUACGACGAGCCAGUCCUGGAAAGACUACAUCGACUACAUUGACGACAUGGUCCUGGACGAAUUUGACCAUUUCAUCCGCAAAUCUCUGAACUACCUAAUGGACAACAUGGUCGCGGAUGGGAGCGUGGCACCGCUGUUUGAGGUCCUCAUGCAGCUGGACGAGGACGGGCUGGUCUUCAAUCCGUCCCUGGAGUUGGGCCCCGACUAUGGCUUCCUGAUGCUGAUUGAGGGCCUGAUCAACGACAUCUACACUGCAGCCAAGCUCAUCCCCCGGCUGGCCAAGAACCGAAUGAGCUACAAGGCAGACCUCGAGGACAUGUCGGACCUCAUAGAGACGAGGGAGGAGUUGUCCAACCUGGUCCUCAGCGCCAUGAAGGAGGCCGAGGAGUACCAGGACUCCUUCGAGAGGUACUCCUACCUGUGGAUGGACGACCCCCAGGAGUUCAUGAAGAACUUCCUCAUCUACGGGCGGGCGGCCACCCUGGACGAUUUGGACACCCGGGCCGAGGAGGCCCUCCCCAAGACGCCGCCCACCCUCGCCCACUUCCAACAGCAGAUCGAUUCCUACGAGAAGCUGUACGAGGAGGUGUCCAAGUGUGAGAACGCCAAGGUGUUCAACGGCUGGCUGCAGUGCGACUGCCGCCCCUUCAAGCAGGCUCUGCUCAACAUCAUCAAGCGCUGGGGUUUCACGUUCAAGCGUCACCUGGGCGAACACGUCGUCAACAGCCUGGCUGACCUAGAGGCCUUCAUGAAAGUUGCCAGGAUGGGCUUGACAAAGCCCCUCAAGGAGGGGGAUUAUGACGGUCUCGUGGAGGUGAUGGGGCAUCUGAUGAAGGUCAAGGAGAGGCAGGUGGCCACCGACAACAUGUUUGAGCCCCUGAAGCAAACCAUCGAGCUGCUCAAGACCUACGGGGAGGAGAUGCCGGAGGAGACGCAUGUGAAGCUGCAGGAGCUGCCCGAGCAGUGGACAAACACCAAGAAGCUGGCCAUCCAGGUGAAGCAGAACGUGGCGCCCCUCCAGGCCAACGAGGUCAACAUCCUGAGACGGAAGUGCCAGCAGUUCGAGCUCAAGCAGCACGAGUUCAGGGAGAAGUUCCGGCAAGAAGCGCCGUUCACCUUCACGGACCCCGACCCCUACAAGUCCCUGAAUAAGCAACAAAAGAGUAUCGCGUCCAUGGAGAGCAUCAUGGACUCCCUGUGCAAGUCCGGGAGCCUGUUCGAAGUCACGGUCCCAGACUAUAAGCAGCUCAAAGCUUGUCACAAGGAGGUCCGCCUGCUGAAGGAGCUCUGGGACAUGAUCGUCAUGGUGAACACCAGCAUCGACAACUGGAAGACCACCAAGUGGAAAAAUAUUAACGUCGAACAGAUGGACACAGACUGUAAGAAGUUUGCCAAGGACGUGAGGUCCCUGGACAAGGAGAUAAAAGCUUGGGAUGCCUUCGUGGGGCUGGACAACAUGGUGAAGAACACCAUCACGUCCCUGCGUGCCGUCAGCGAGCUGCAGAACCCCGCCAUCCGGGACCGCCACUGGCACCAGCUCAUGCAGGCCACCCAGGUGAAGUUCGAAAUGUCAGAUGAGACCACCCUGGCAGAUUUACUACAGUUAAACCUCCACAAAUAUGAGGACGAGGUCCGGAACAUCGUGGACAAGGCCGUGAAAGAGUCGGGGAUGGAAAAGGUUCUGAAAGCCCUGGACAGCACCUGGUCCACCAUGGAGUUUGAGCACGAGCCGCACCCGCGCACGGGCACCAUGAUGCUGAAGUCGGACGAGGUGCUGGUGGAGACACUGGAGGACAACCAGGUCCAGCUGCAGAACCUGAUGAUGUCCAAGUACCUGUCCCACUUCCUGAAGGAGGUGACGAGCUGGCAGCAGAAGCUGUCCACGGCGGACUCCGUCAUCUCCAUCUGGUUUGAGGUCCAGAGAACCUGGAGCCACCUGGAGAGCAUCUUCAUCGGCUCAGAAGACAUCCGCGCCCAGCUGCCGGAGGACUCCAGGCGCUUCGACGGCAUUGACCUGCAGUUCAAGGCCCUGAUGGAGGAGGCGGUGAAAUCGCCCAACGUGGUGGAGGCCACCAACAAACCCGGCCUCUACGACAAACUCGAGAAUCUGAAGAAGAGCCUGGCCGUGUGCGAAAAGGCCUUGGCGGAAUAUUUAGAGACCAAAAGACUGGCUUUCCCGAGGUUCUACUUUGUCUCCUCGGCUGACCUCCUGGACAUUCUCUCCAACGGAAACAACCCCGUGGAGGUGGGCCGUCACCUGGCCAAGCUCUUCGACAGCCUGUGCAAGCUGGAGUUCCGCCUCGAUGACGACAGGAAGCCUCUCAAAGUCGGCCUGGGCAUGCACAGCAAGGAAGACGAGUACGUUCCCUUUGACCAAGAGUGUGACCUCUCGGGGCAGGUGGAAGUCUGGCUGAACCGAGUGCUUGACCGAAUGCGCGCCACGCUCCGACACGAAAUUCCAGAAGCCGUGGUGACGUACGAGGAAAAGCCGAGGGAGCAGUGGAUCUUUGAUUACCCAGCCCAGAUUGCGCUCACGUGCACGCAGAUCUGGUGGGCCACCGAGGUGGGCCUGGCGUUCGCGAGGCUGGAGGAAGGCUAUGAAAACGCCAUCAAAGAUUACAACAAAAAGCAGGUGCGUGGUCCCGCGGGUCCAUCCGAAACACUGCCGAGAGAUUUCCAGAGGCAUCCGCUCUGCGGCUGUGCCCUUGCGGGAUUGCCCUACCCGUCGGUCGGCCAAAAGCGCUCCAGUCUUGGCAACCCCCAGUGGUUCUGCCCAAAGGAAACCAACCGUUUUACCACCCCACCGCCUCUCGUUUCCAGAUUUUCCUUGAGGACAGGAAGUGAAAUCGGCCCGUUCACAUAUAAGCAACACUCGUGGCGGGUUUUGGUCACCACGUGCGAGAGACGAUGGCGGGCAGGGUGGGGGCCGGUGGCACGACUUUGGGGGGGGUCUCCCUCGCGCAGGUACGACAGACAGAAGCUGACGCUGAAGGACAUCCACAACUGUCAGUACGUGGCUUGCAUGAACCCCACCUCCGGAUCGUUCACCAUCGACCCCAGGCUCCAGCGCCACUUUUGCGUGUUUGCCGUGAGCUUUCCGGGCCAGGAGGCCCUCACCACCAUCUACAACACGAUCCUGGCCCAGCACCUGGCCUUGCGCUCGGUCCCCACGGUGGUUCAGAAGAUGAGCGCCCAGCUGGUGACCUCGGCCCUGGCCCUGCAUCAGAAAGUCGCUGCAAUGUUUCUUCCCACGGCCAUUAAAUUUCAUUACGUCUUCAACCUGAGGGACCUCUCCAGUAUUUUCCAGGGGCUCUUAUUCUCCACAGCGGAGAUCCUGAGGGUACCGCUCGACCUAGUCCGCCUCUGGCUGCAUGAAGCCGAGAGGGUGUAUGGCGACAAGAUGGUGGACGGGAAAGACCAGGACGUGCUGCGCAGAGUCACGAUGGCUUCCACCAAGAAAUUCUUUGAUGAUCUCGGCGAAGAGCUUCUCUUCGCCAAGCCAAAUAUCUUCUGCCACUUCUCUCACGGGAUCGGCGAGCCCAAAUACCUCGCGGUAACCAACGUGGCCCAUCUACACAAGCUCCUGGUGGACGUCCUCGACAGUUACAACGAAGUCAACGCGGUCAUGAACUUGGUGCUGUUCGAAGACGCGGUGGCUCACGUCUGCAAAAUCAACCGCAUCUUGGAGUCGCCCCGUGGGAACGCCCUGCUGGUGGGUGUGGGAGGCAGCGGUAAACAGAGCCUCUCGCGCCUGGCCGCCUACAUCAGCGCGCUGGACGUGUUCCAGAUCAGCCUCAGGAAGGGCUAUGGGAUCCCAGACCUCAAGGUUGACCUGGGUGCACAGUACAUAAAGUCAGCUGUGAAGAAUGUCCCCUCGGUGUUCCUGAUGACAGACUCCCAGGUGGCCGAAGAGCAGUUUCUGGUGCUGAUCAACGACCUGCUGGCCUCGGGGGAGAUACCGGGGCUGUUUACGGACGACGAGUUGGAGAACAUCAUCUCCUCUGUGCGACCCCAAGUGAAGUCCCUCGGCAUGAACGACACUCGGGAAACAUGCUGGAAAUUCUUCAUUGACAAAGUGCGCAGGCAGCUUAAGGUGAUCCUGUGUUUCUCUCCCGUGGGCUCCGUCCUGCGUGUGCGGGCAAGAAAAUUCCCCGCCAUUGUCAACUGCACGGCCAUCAACUGGUUCCACGAGUGGCCAGAAGAUGCCCUGGUGUCCGUGAGUGCACGCUUCCUCGAGGAAACGGAGGGCAUUCAGGGAGAUGUCAAGGCUUCCAUCAGUCUCUUCAUAGCCUACGUGCACACAACGGUCAACGAGAUGUCCAGGCUGUACCUGGCCACCGAGAGGCGUUACAACUACACCACCCCCAAAACCUUCCUGGAGCAGAUCAAACUGUACCAGAACCUGCUGGCCAGGAAGAGAAUGGAGCUGGUGGCCAAGAUCGAGAGGCUGGAGAACGGCCUGAUGAAACUGCAGAGCACAGCGUCCCAGGUGGAUGACUUAAAAGCCAAGCUGGCGACUCAGGAGGCUGAGCUCAAGCAGAAAAACGAGAAUGCCGACAAGCUGAUCCAGGUGGUGGGUGUGGAAACCGAGAAGGUCAGCAAAGAGAAAGCCAUUGCGGACGAGGAGGAGGCCAAGGUGGAGGUCAUCAACAAGAAUGUCACAGAGAAACAAAAGGCAUGUGAAACGGACCUGGCCAAGGCGGAGCCGGCCCUGCUGGCCGCGCAGGAAGCUCUCGACACGCUGAAUAAGAACAACCUGACCGAGCUGAAGUCCUUCGGGUCCCCCCCGGACGCCGUGGUCAACGUCACGGCCGCCGUCAUGAUCCUGACCGCGCCGGGGGGCAAGAUCCCCAAGGACAAGAGCUGGAAAGCGGCCAAAAUCAUGAUGGGCAAAGUGGACACGUUCCUGGACUCCUUGAAGAAGUUUGACAAGGAGCACAUCCCCGAGGCCUGCCUGAAGGCGUUUAAGCCCUACCAAGGCAACCCGACCUUCGACCCCGAGUUCAUCCGCUCCAAGUCCACGGCCGCCGCGGGCCUGUGCUCCUGGUGCAUCAACAUCGUGCGCUUCUACGAGGUGUAUUGUGACGUGGCCCCCAAGAGGCAGGCCCUGGAGGAGGCGAAUGCCGAGCUGGCGGAGGCGCAGGAGAAGCUGUCACGGAUCAAAAACAAGAUUGCCGAACUCAAUGCCAACCUGAGCAACCUAACGUCAGCCUUUGAAAAGGCGACAGCGGAAAAGAUCAAGUGCCAGCAAGAGGCAGAUGCCACCAACAGGGUGAUCUCGCUGGCCAACAGGCUGGUAGGGGGAUUGGCAUCGGAAAACAUCCGCUGGGCUGAGUCGGUGAAGAACUUCAAAAGCCAGGGGGUCACCCUGUGCGGGGACGUCCUGCUGAUUUCCGCCUUCGUCUCCUACAUGGGCUACUUCACCAAGAAAUACCGCAACGAGCUGAUGGAGAGAUUUUGGAUCCCUUAUAUAAAGAAGUUAAAGGUCCCCAUCCCGAUCACGGAAGGUCUGGACCCCUUGAGCCUACUGACCGAUGACGCGGACGUGGCCACUUGGAACAACCAGGGUCUCCCCAGUGACCGCAUGUCCACUGAGAAUGCCACCAUCCUGUGCAACACAGAGCGCUGGCCCCUCAUCGUGGACGCCCAGCUGCAAGGAAUCAAGUGGAUCAAAAACAAAUACGGCCUCGAACUGAAAGCCAUCCGCCUGGGACAGAAGAGCUACCUGGACAUCAUCGAGCAGGCCAUUUCCGAAGGGCACACCUUGCUCAUCGAGAACAUUGGCGAAACCGUGGACCCCGUGCUGGACCCGCUGCUGGGCAGGAAUACCAUUAAAAAGGGAAAGUUCAUUAAGAUCGGCGACAAGGAGAUGGAGUAUCACCCCAAGUUCCGCCUCAUCCUGCACACCAAGUACUUCAACCCGCACUACAAGCCCGAGGUGCAAGCCCAGUGCACCCUCAUCAACUUCCUCGUCACCAGGGACGGGCUCGAGGACCAACUCCUGGCUGCCGUGGUGGCCAAGGAGCGCCCAGAUCUCGAGCAGCUGAAGGCCAACCUCACCAAGUCUCAAAAUGAAUUCAAGAUUGUUCUGAAAGAGCUGGAAGAUUCCCUGCUGGCCCGUCUGUCGGCGGCGUCGGGGAACUUCCUGGGGGACACAGCCUUAGUGGAGAAUCUGGAGACCACCAAGCACACAGCCAGUGAGAUCGAGGAGAAGGUACAAGAGGCAAAAAUGACAGAGGCUAAAAUCAACGAGGCCAGAGAGAACUACCGGCCAGCCGCAGAGAGGGCGUCCCUGCUGUACUUCAUCCUCAACGACCUCAACAAGAUCAACCCCAUCUAUCAGUUCUCGCUCAAGGCCUUCAACAUGGUGUUUGAGAAAGCCAUCCAGAAGACCGCCCCGGCCGAGGAGGUCAAGCAGCGAGUGAUCAACCUGACGGACGAGAUCACCUACUCUGUCUACAUGUACACGGCCCGCGGGCUCUUCGAACGGGACAAACUCAUCUUCCUGGCCCAGGUGGCCUUCCAGGUCUUGUCCAUGAAGAAAGAGCUGAAUCCGGUAGAGCUGGAUUUCCUCCUGCGGUUCCCUUUCAAGGCCGGGGCCCUGUCGCCGGUGGACUUCCUGCAGCACCAGGGAUGGGGCGGCAUCAAGGCCCUGUCGGAGAUGGAUGAGUUCAAGAACCUGGACAGCGACAUCGAAGGGUCCGCCAAGCGGUGGAAGAAGCUGGUGGAGUCAGAAGCCCCGGAGAAGGAGAUCUUCCCCAAGGAGUGGAAGAACAAAACUGCGCUGCAAAAGCUCUGCGUGCUGAGGUGCAUGCGGCCGGACCGCAUGACCUACGCCAUCAGGAACUUCGUGGAAGAGAAGAUGGGCAGCAAAUUUGUGGAGGGCCGGAGCGUUGAGUUUUCCAAGUCCUACGAGGAGAGCAGCCCCUCCACGCCGAUAUUCUUCAUCCUGUCCCCAGGCGUCGACCCCCUGAAAGAUGUGGAAGCCCUGGGGAAGAAACUGGGAUUCACCAUAGACAACGGGAAACUGCACAACGUGUCCCUGGGGCAGGGACAAGAGGUGGUGGCCGAGAAUGCUCUGGAUGUGGCGGCAGAGAUGGGACACUGGGUCAUUCUGCAGAACAUCCACCUCGUGGCGCGGUGGCUGAGCACACUGGACAAGAAGGUGGAGCGAUACAGCACGGGCAGCCACGAGGACUACCGCGUGUUCAUCAGCGCCGAGCCCGCCCCCAGCCCCGAGUCCCACAUCAUCCCCCAGGGCAUUUUGGAGAACGCCAUCAAGAUCACCAACGAGCCGCCCACGGGCAUGCACGCCAAUCUGCACAAGGCUCUGGACCUCUUCACUCAGGACACCCUGGAGAUGUGCACCAAGGAGAUCGAGUUCAAGUGCAUCCUAUUCGCCCUGUGCUAUUUCCACGCCGUGGUGGCCGAGAGGCGCAAGUUCGGGGCCCAGGGCUGGAACAGGUCGUACCCCUUCAACAAUGGGGACCUCACCAUCUCCAUCAACGUGCUGUACAACUACCUCGAGGCCAACACCAAGGUGCCCUGGGAUGACCUACGCUACUUGUUUGGAGAAAUCAUGUACGGCGGCCACAUCACGGACGACUGGGACCGCCGGCUCUGCAGGACGUACCUGGCGGAGUACGUCCGGGCAGAGAUGCUGGAGGGCGAGACCCUGCUGGCCCCGGGCUUUCAGAUCCCCCCGAACCUGGACUACAAGGGUUACCACGAGUACAUCAAUGAGAACCUGCCCCCCGAGAGUCCCUACCUGUACGGCCUGCACCCCAAUGCAGAGAUCGGCUUUCUGACAGUCACCUCAGAGAAACUAUUCCGCACGGUCCUGGAAAUGCAGCCCAAAGAGACCGACUCAGGAGCAGGCACCGGAGUAUCUCGGGAGGAGAAGGUGAAGGCCGUGCUGGAGGAGAUCCUGGAGAAGGUCCCGGAGACAUUCAACAUGGCCGAGAUCAUGGCGAAGUCAGCCGAGAAGACCCCGUACGUGGUGGUCGCCUUCCAGGAGUGCGAGAGGAUGAACAUCCUUACCAACGAGAUGCGCCGCUCACUGAAGGAAUUGAACCUGGGGCUAAAGGGGGAGCUGACCAUCACGACCGACAUGGAGGACCUGUCCGUGGCUCUGUUCUAUGACACUGUGCCCGACACGUGGGUGGCCCGGGCCUACCCCUCCAUGAUGGGCCUGGCGGCCUGGUUUGCCGACCUGCUACUCCGAAUCAGGGAGCUCGAGGCCUGGACGACGGACUUCGCCCUGCCCACCACCGUGUGGCUGGCCGGCUUCUUCAACCCGCAGUCCUUCCUCACGGCCAUCAUGCAGUCCAUGGCCAGGAAGAACGAGUGGCCCCUGGACAAGAUGUGUCUGUCCGUGGAAGUGACCAAGAAGAACCGGGAGGACAUGACGGCCCCGCCCCGAGAGGGCGCUUACGUGUACGGGCUCUUCAUGGAAGGAGCUCGCUGGGACACCCAGACCGGAGUCAUCGCCGAAGCAAGGCUGAAGGAGCUGACGCCAGCCAUGCCCGUCGUCUUCAUCAAGGCCAUUCCUGUGGACCGCAUGGAGACCAAGAACACGUAUGAGUGUCCUGUGUACAAAACACGCAUCCGUGGCCCCACCUACGUGUGGACCUUUAACCUCAAAACCAAAGAGAAGGCGGCCAAGUGGAUCCUGGCGGCCGUGGCCCUGCUCUUACAGGUCUAGCCUGGCUGGCUGGCUGGCUGGCUGCCUGGGGCCUGCAGCAGGCCCCCCGCUUCCCCGGGGCCAGAUCCGAACCCCGACUUCAAACGGACAACAGAAGCUCAAUCUUGCAACGGCCACUCAUUUUUAUAGAGACUGCAGGUUGCUUUUUGUUCUAACUAACCCAGGCACUUUAGAACCACGGAAACGUGGCCUAGCCAGAGGGAGGGGGCAGCGUGGAAGAGUGGGGCACGGUCUGGAUUAAAACAGCGAAGUCACUUA